AUGCUCGCGCCGCCUGUACUUGAGAUGAGCAUGGAGACGGAGCAUGGUGGCCACGAAGAGGAAUCGGCGAUGCUCCCGUGCGUCGCGUUCGCAUCGGAGCACGGUUACAAGUUCUUCUCCCUCGCCCACAUGCGCAUGCUUAACAGCGCCGACGUGCGGCCAAUGCCUCCGGUGCUCGGCCGCCGGCUCGUGCCGUCUCCGUACGGCGGGAUGGUGCUAGCCACGGAUGUGUGCUACAGGCACCCGUGCCACCUCGUCGACCCCUUCACCGGCUCGCGCGCACCGCUGCCGGACCUGCCCAUCCCCUUCUCGGAGAAGGAGCCGGUCGGGUGUCUCAGCGACGAGCCACGUCUGCGCUGCGCGCGCGUCACCGACGACGGGUUGGCGUGGGACUGGUCCCGGCGAGGCGUCAUGGUGGCCCGCGGCGACACGGCCUUCUUCUGCGAGCACGGCGGCGAGCGGUGGAUGCCGGUGCACCAGUCAAAGCUCGGCUCGCCCAUGACCGUCAACUACCGCGGCGGGCUCUUCUUCGUCCUCGAGCUGCGCACGCUGAAAACUACAAUCAUCGACGUCGGCACGCUGCAGGCCCGCACGAAGAUCCCUGCGCCGCCGGGCUUCGGCGACGUCGACUACUCCUACCUAGCGCCAUCUACGGACGACGCGAUUCUCCUGGUGCACCGCGCCGGGGACAGCGACAGCGUGGUCUUUACCAAAGCGUACCGCGCGCGGCACAGGGACAGCCAGAGGCCGCCGAGGUGGAGGCCAGUGCUCGACAUCGGUGACCGCGCGGUGUUCGUCGACGGCGCGCAUGGGUUCACAGUCACCGCCGACCCGACGGGAGCGAAGGCGAACCGCGUGUACGUGAUCCUUGCCCAUCAGCUGACGCACCCAUGUGGGCGUCUGGCCGUCGCAUACGACGUCGGCUUCACAGACCUUACGAGGCCAGAGCGCAUGGGGCGGCUGAAUCUAAACACCGGCGAGGUUGAGCCAAUGUGGGGCCGUCCGCACUGGAUCAUACCUAGGAAUGAAUCGGGUCGUCGUUAAAGAUCUAUCAACUAAUACAGUUUAUUUACAUUAGUUUACAUACCGAGGCACUGUUUCUUCGUAAAGGGGUUUUUUUUGAAGCAUUAGAGAAAUAAACGACAGAUUUAUAAAAUACUUUGAUUUUCAAAAGCCACUGGUAAAUCUACCUGUAAGUUGCAAUGCGAGAAAUAUUCAGCUCGCCUAGCCCUAUUCUAGCGAGCGUAUUGAAAAACAUGGAUCUAUUAUUAUAAGAGGUAGAGGUCAAAGGCUUCAGCGACUCGUCAUGUUCAAAGCGUUUAUCGCAGCACUUAAACUUGUUGUGUCCGGUGGGUGAGAUCACAGCGAGCAUCAAAUUCAUCAGCUACCUAUAACAUAGUUUAGCAUUAAAAUAAGAGCUAGUGUGUUAGUGAGUGCUAAACUUCAGCACUGCUCGUGCUGCUUGUUUGAUUUCAUGUGCUAAACUUUAGUAAAGUGUUGUAGCACUGUAGAAAUACAACAAGGCAUAAAUAUCCAA
Molecule: messenger RNA, 1537 nt
Organism: Zea mays
Lineage: Eukaryota; Viridiplantae; Streptophyta; Magnoliopsida; Poales; Poaceae
Exons: 1
Coding region: 1-1044 (347 amino acids)
Source: RefSeq, a predicted model, not a curated record